Molecule: messenger RNA, 1134 nt
Organism: Camelina sativa (false flax)
Lineage: Eukaryota; Viridiplantae; Streptophyta; Magnoliopsida; Brassicales; Brassicaceae
Product: nudix hydrolase 6
Molecular function (GO): NAD binding; NADH pyrophosphatase activity; ADP-ribose diphosphatase activity
Source: RefSeq, a predicted model, not a curated record
CAAAGUCUACUCUUUGAGUCGUCCUCUUGGCUGAUACGUUCAGAUUCUGAUUAUAAAACCCUUGUUGAGUUCGAUCCUUUCAUUACCAAAGAUAACUCAGUUUACUUCAAGCAUGGACGGCGAAGCUCAAGAGACCCAUUUACUUCAAGGGAUUCCAGACAAUUAUGGAGGUGUUAAGGUGGACUUGACGGAGCCAAUGACUGUUGAAGAUUUUGUCCCAAAACUGAGCGCUUCACUUGUGGCAUGGAGAAGUCAGGGGAAGAAGGGAAUAUGGAUGAAACUGGCUGAUGGGCUUGACAAUCUGAUUGCACCAGCGAAAGCGGAAGGGUUUGUAUGCCACCAUGCCGAGAGAGAAUACACAAUGCUUACAUCUUGGAUCUCUGAGCUACCUAACACUCUUCCUGCCAAUGCGUCCCGUCGUAUUGGAGUCGGUGCUUUUGUCCUAAACAAGAAUACGAGAGAGGUGCUCGUGGUCCAGGAGAUUGAUGGUCAUUUCAAAGGUACAGGCGUGUGGAAACUACCUACCGGUGUUAUUAACGAGGGUGAGAAUAUUUGGGAAGGAGCACUUAGGGAAGUCGAAGAAGAAACUGGUAUUAAGACAAAAUUUGUAGAAGUCUUGGCUUUCAGGGAAAGCCACCAAGCAUUCUUGGAAAGAAAAACGGAUCUAUUUUUCUUAUGUGAGUUAGAACCAAUUACUUUUGAAAUUAAGAUACAAGACUCUGAAAUCUUGGCUGCUAAGUGGAUGCCGAUUGAGGAAUAUGUAAACCAACCCUGGAACCAGAAGAAAGAGAUGUUUAGGUUUAUGGCUAACAUCUGCUUGAAGAGAUCGCAGGAGAUGGAAUACAUGGGUUUCUCCACUGUCCGCACAAUGGGUAGGGAGAACUAUCUUUACUGCAACUCUGAUCAUGCCAACCUCCUCAACGCAACGCGUGGCCUAGCCUCCAUCUCUACUCCCACCCCUCGUUGAAACCCUCUUCAGAAACAUGUUUAUGCUUCUUUGUGUUCAUGUCUAUUGUUCAAUAAAAGCAUCAGUCUAGUGUGUACAAAGACUGGAAACUUCUUUAUAUAAUCCAUCCACCAUUCGCUCAUUGCAAUACAAACUUCAUUUAUCUGUGACUUUUGUCACAUCGCUGA